GGGCACACUAGGGAGGGGUCGAGAUCGGCUGCAUGAAAGUUUUCAUUUCAAGUGAUCGCCGCUAGGAUGGGUGCUGGGGAUUAUAUCUGCGUGACGGUCCUCGGAGGAGCGCCUUGGGGCUUCAGCCUGUCGGGGGGUAAGAAGGACAAGAAACCCCUGCAGGUCUCGAAGAUUGAACAAGGAGGUAAGGCCUACCUGGCAGGACUCAGUGAGGGUGAUGAAGUGGUCUCCAUCAACGGAAAGCCCUGCUCAGACCUCUCCUGGCCCGAUGCUAUGAUGAUCCUUGCCAACGUGGAGGACAGCCUGCAGAUGUUAAUUAAACGGUCAUCCACGGUUUUCCAUGAUUUCCCUGAUGAAGAGCUGGAAUCGGCAUAUUUUGAUGGUGCCCCCACUACCACUAUGCCAGGCAUUAGAAGCACCACUUUGCAGAUCUGGCCGUCCUGCACGGCGCCUCCUCCGAGGGAGCUCUACAUCUCAGAAUCUCAAGAUGAGGCCUACUAUGGGGAAAGUGAGAGCGACACUGAUUUGUCCACUGGUGCCCGGCUGCGAGACCCCAAAUCCAACAGCAGCCAAGGAGCAAAGUGUGACGUCGGAGGAGCAAUGGAGUUUCAUCAGGGAGAGGUGGUGGAGCUGUGCUUGUCCUUCCCCGAAGGCAAACGUGAAGAUGUCGGAGGGGCUCCCGUGAGAGUGGGGCAUCGGCCACUAAGAGGGGUCACCCAGGGCUUCACAGUGCCAGAUUCCGAGGGUGCCCACCCAGGGCCUUCCUUUCAGCCUGUGGUGAUUUCCCGGGGUAAAAUAGAGCUGACAGGAACAGGUGACGAGGGGUCAGCUAGCACCCUGGCCCCCCAAAGUCGGGUGGAAUUGACCCUGCAGCCCAUUUUGAAAGGAAGGCAGGAGGAACGGAGAGAGGAGGAGGAGGAGGAGGAGGAAGUGGUGGUCUUGUGUAGGUCACAGUUGGGCAGGAGGGGGUGGGUGGAAGGAGGGCCCACUGAAGCACCUCCUGCCGUCACAGUCUCCUUUGGAAUCUCGUCAGAGGGUGAGCAAGAAGAAGAAGACGAAGGAGAAGAAGAACAGGAGGAGAGGGACUCGGAAUCAGAGAGCCGACCCAACAAGCACCGGGCGAGGCACGCCAGGCUCAGGCGCUCGGAGAGCCUGUCAGAGAAGCAGGUGAAGGAGGCCAAGUCUAAAUGUAAGCGCAUUGCCCUCUUGCUAACUGCGGCUCCCAACCCCAAUAACAAGGGGGUGUUGAUGUUUAAGAAGCACAGACAAAGGGCCAAGAAGUACACGCUGGUCAGCUACGGAACCGGAGAAGAAGAACCCGAGGAAGAGACGGAAGAGCCUGAAGAGGGCUACACAGACAACGCCUUCGAAGUCACCUUUCUGGCUGCGAGCGAAUCCGUGCUCGACGACGAGUUCUUUGUGGGUGGCCAAAGCCGCAUUGUGACGCUCAACUUAGACACGGGGCUGCUGGAAAUUGAGAAGAAUCUCAACGACCAAAAGGAAAUGGAGCGACUCCCAGAGACGAGGGGCAAAGGUGCCCUCAUGUUUGCUCGACGUAGGCAGAGGGUCGAUCAGAUCACUGCUGAACAGGAAGAGAUGCGAAGGAAGGGCAUUCCUGUGGAGGAUCCCCGGGAAAUCAUGGGGGCAGAGACAGAGCAGAGCGCCACCUACAGAGUCCAAGAAGCAUCGUAUUCAGAGAAAACAGCAUACAAUCAGAGUCAUAGCAGCCAGAGCUACAUCGAUGUUGGGCAAAAAGCACAAGUGCCCAUGCAACAUGGACAGACCUACGGAGGUCCGAAUGUAAAUGGAAUCGUUGGAAAGUCUGAAAUGGCUCAGCACACCGCAGCCUACCACAGCACAGAAUUACAGAUGUCUACCGGCACAAACAGAACCGCCAAGCCUUUCUCUGGCGUGCAGAACAGGGCGGCCGCACCCUUUUCGCCGAUCCGAAGUGUCACCAGCCCCAUUUCAGAUGUGCCAGCCCAACCGCAUUAUACUUCACAGUGCAGAGUGCCUAUCAACACCCAGCAAGUCUGGUCACCCACGGGCGCGGGUGAAGACAUAGCAUCCCGAGACGAGAGGAUCUCAGUUCCGGCAAUCAAAACUGGAAUUCUGCAGGACACCCGGAAGAGGAACACCUCGAAGCCCAUGUUUACUUUCAAGGAGCCGCCAAAGGUGUCGCCCAACCCCGAGCUUCUAAAUCUCCUCAACAAGCCUGAUAAAAGGAUUCCCGGUUGUGAAUACGGCCCAGAAGAAGAUUACCUAAGUCUCGGUGCAGAAGCCUGCAACUUUCUGCAGUCGUCCACAGUUAAACAGAAGACUCCUCCGCCCGUGGCUCCUAAACCAAACAUCAAUCCAGCUUCUCCUCCUUGGUCUCCUCCGCCUGAACCUUCAACUCAAGCACCUAACUUGCCAGCUCCAGACACGGAACCGACUGUCACAGUGACCCCCAUUCAGCCUAUCCCACCACAGCAAGCCCCCAUUGUAUACAGGCAGCCUCCACUUGUAGUCAACACCGCAGUGUCACCAUCGGCUGUGCCAUACCCAUCCACUUUGGCUCACUCAUAUUCAUCGAAAACACCACCCACCACCCCUGUGGGAAACGCCGCACCUGCGGGUGGCCUGGGCCCGGCUUUCGAAAUGCCCGCAUUGAGGGGCAGGGGCGCUGAGCUUUUUGCCAAGAGGCAGUCCCGAAUGGAGAAGUAUGUUGUGGACUCCUCCACUGUGCAGGCCAAUCAAGCCAGAUCUUCAUCACCAACCCCAUCUUUGCCCGCUUCAUGGAAAUACUCGCCUAACGGCAGAGCCCCCCCUCCGUUGGCGUAUAACCCAAUUCAUUCUCCCUCUUACCCUCCAGGAGCAGCCAAGAACCAGCCAAAGUCAGGCCCUUCGGCAAAAACUAAGACCAAACCAAAAGGCCCCACCAAAGUUCUCCAUGCCCUGGAUGUCAUGAAGCACCAGCCUUACCAGCUAAACUCCUCUCUGUUCACCUAUGGUCCCCCCACUGAUAGCAAGACCCCUCAAACCAAAGCUCCCUCAACUUCUUCUAUGCAGCCAAUGAAAUACGAGCCUGUGCCGCCUGUGAAAGCAGUUGGACAGAUGAAUGUUGGAUACGCGUCUCCACAGCAGCCACCCCAGGUGCCAAGAGGACCAUCCUAUGGGUUGACACCAAUGUCUACCAUUGGGCAUGAUGCUUCCUUCCAGCCUGCCGCUAAUGCCAUGGGAGCUGCCACCUACCCUCAGUUUACCAAGAAUGAGCAAGGAAUGGGAGUCACCAUGCUGGCUCCGAGGCCCAAGUUUUCCGCAAAGAAAACCGGCGUCACCGCACAGGGCCUUGACCGGAGUCGAUCCCUGAGCCUGCCAAGACGACUGCCAUCUUCCGACUUCCAGAGCAUCUCCCUGUGUACCACUCCUGUCUUCCAGCCUACCGAUGGCCUUUUCCAGAAGCAAAGGUCGUUCAUAGAUCAUGGUGGGAAAGCACCGACUCCAUGGCAGGCUGCUGCAAGAAGUCCGCUGGGUCUGGUUGACGAGGCCUUUACUUACCAAAAUGUUCAAGAGUCUGUCGCGGCCAGUGUUAUUUCAGCAGCUCAGAGGAAAACGCUACCGGAGCCACCGAUGGAGUGGAAAGAGAAGGUUUCCUACACACCACCCUCCAAAGGGAUUCAGCAGUACCAACAGCAUCCCCUCUCCUUAAAAACCACCCUUUCUGAUCCACCAUCAUCUGUUUCGUAUGGUCCUCCAAUCAAAUAUGUCUUUCAAUCGCAGCGAUCGAAAACAGAUUCUGAAAUUCAGUACAGGGCAUCAGGUUCCGACUGUGGGGUCUAUGGAAAAGCUAGGAGUGACACGAAUUACAAUGUGUACCCCAGGGUCUGGAGACGAUAAACAAAUAAUAAUAAUAAAAAGAAAAAAACUUCACCUAAAACAACGGGCACCCCACUUAUUAGGAUCGAGUGAUUCUAAUAUUUCUUUAGUCGAUAUUCACAGUAACACAAAAAUCGAUUGGAGGUUUGAUUUUCAACUUUACAAGUGAACUAAUGUUUAGUGUGACUCUUGAAAUGAAAGAGGAGAAGAAGGGGGCAACAUUGUGAAAGUGGAAUGUUUCGGACAUGUAAAAUGGACAGACUACAUGAUGCUAUUGUUUCAUAGUCUGUCUACAGAAAAAGGACGCAAUAGGAACGAGAGGUGGCUUGCUUAGUGAGAUUGGUGGCAUUUGGCGUAGUAGGCAGGAUCUGAUAAAAAGAAGGGAGUUGGUACUGUAAGUCUGGGUCACUAUGUAACAGUUUUUGGUUGAUGACUUUUGCAGUGCAUGCCGCUGGCUGAUACAAGCUCUGCACUGUAGAAUCACAACAGAAAUCCGGCAAAAUAUGUCGAGUUUGUUUGAAGUUUUAUGCAAUACAAAUGAUGAGAUAUAAGGUAAUGAACUGAACAGUAAACAAUAUAUUUAUGAUUGUCACGUUUUAGUUGUGUAGGCUACUCAACAGGAUUAUUUUUGGCAUACACGUAUAUAAAAAAAGAAAUACACAGCUUCUAGAUUUGUGUUCUUCAACAGGUGAACAAAUUGACAGGCUGCAAGAGCAGCAACGAUAUUACACCGUAACUUACUAUGAUAUGAAGUAAGAAACUAGCAGAUGUCAAAACCAGGGAGCAAACGAUCAAACCAACUCUUCUGCUUCGGUUUGCGGAAAAGUCAGAUAUGAUUGGGAAGGAACCAGAAGCAAAAUAAUGGGUGGGCUGUCUAACUGUUCGAACUGACAUCAUAUUUUAGUGAGAACUACGUAGGAGGGCAGAGAUCUAAACACACAAUCAACAAGCC
Molecule: messenger RNA, 4810 nt
Organism: Erpetoichthys calabaricus (reedfish)
Lineage: Eukaryota; Metazoa; Chordata; Cladistia; Polypteriformes; Polypteridae
Product: synaptopodin-2
Exons: 5
Coding region: 67-3879 (1270 amino acids)
Biological process (GO): positive regulation of actin filament bundle assembly
Cellular component (GO): nucleus; Z disc; actin cytoskeleton
Molecular function (GO): actin binding
Source: RefSeq, a predicted model, not a curated record